CCAUUAAAGCCCCACCAUCACCACCGCCACCAAACUCCUCCCGUUUGAGCUGGUUGGUUUGGUUCUGUUUGAUCACAUAACAAAAAGUCACCUCUCCUCUUAUAUAGAACCCACCAACCAGACUUGCCAUUUCCACCUCGUUGCCACCACUGCCUCCUGGCCGGGCGGCUCUUCACGCUGCCACGGCCCAGGCAAUCCCAUACAUUGACAUUCGGGUCGAACGACUCGAGAAAUCAGACAGAGAGAAUUCGUACGACAUACCCCAAGCCCUGGAAGGUAGGUACGUACUCAAAGUCGCUGAGAUAUGAAUAAAGAAGAGCCUGAACAAAGCCACAUUGUUUUAUUGUCUUCAUGUUCAUCCCCAUCCUUGUCGUCCCUGAGCGGAUCGGAUGGGGAAGAGCUACAACAGAUUCCAGUUGGCCUGGCUAAGAAGAAUAGCCGCAAGUGCCUAUCCAAACAACUUUCAAUGUGCGAGACCCCACGGGACAUUGCGUGGGAGAAGCGGAGGCGUCAGAUCCUUCACCAAGAAAGGAAGAAAAACGGGAUUAAUAACUCCGGGGAUAUUACCGAUGAGGAUUUGAAUGAGCUAAAAGGAUGCAUAGAUCUAGGGUUUGGGUUCAAAGAAGAGGAGGGUGUACAAGAUUUGUGCAACACUUUGCCAGCCCUUGACCUUUACUUCGCCGUGAACAGGCAGUUGUCGCCGAGUCCAGUAUCGACGCCGCAAAGCCAUGGAUCAUCGCUGUCAUUUUCGAUGUCAUCGUCCUCGCUUGGCGGAGGUUCUUCGUCCUUUGGCAGUCCUAGGAGUGAUUCCGACACAUGGAAGAUUUGUAGUCCGGGGGAAAAUCCACAGCAAGUAAAAACCAAGCUGAGGCAUUGGGCUCAGGCUGUGGCCUGUUCAGUGAGGCUGCACAGGGAUGGCAUGUUGUAGAUGCAAAAGCAGGAAAGAAGGAGAACGGUUUGGUUAAAUCGGGGUCUCCUCUUUCCAAUGAUUUUCUAAUAGCCUCACAGAAAAAAAAAAUUGUGUAGCUUUCCAUGUUUAUCUCUUAGGUUAAGAGAAUGACAUUUCCAUAAUGUCAAUUCAUUAUAACUUUGGUUAGGAAAGAAGUUCUCCUCCUUCAUCUAAACUGUAUUGCUUUCAUUAAUUUCUGUAAUUGGGUAAAAGAUGCAGAUGAAAAAAGAUCUGCAUUUCGCCUAUUCAUGAUCAAAUGAUCAUUGUCUUCAUUUUUUCUUUGUCUUCCCAAUAAAGAACUACAUUUCCUUUUUCC
This is a messenger RNA of Syzygium oleosum, 1265 nucleotides long. RefSeq lists its product as uncharacterized. Bases 305 to 928 code for a protein of 207 amino acids. The record is from RefSeq and is a predicted model, not a curated record. The transcript has 2 exons. NCBI's taxonomy places the organism in Eukaryota, Viridiplantae, Streptophyta, Magnoliopsida, Myrtales, Myrtaceae.